Molecule: messenger RNA, 2529 nt
Organism: Sporothrix schenckii 1099-18
Lineage: Eukaryota; Fungi; Ascomycota; Sordariomycetes; Ophiostomatales; Ophiostomataceae
Exons: 2
Coding region: 1-2529 (842 amino acids)
Molecular function (GO): protein binding
Source: RefSeq, a predicted model, not a curated record
AUGGCGGUCUUCGGACAGCGUGUGCGGCAGACGCCUCACAAUGUUCAGUGCCUAUAUGACCUCGACAGGCGCGUGUACUGCGUCAAGACCUACCCCGUCCUCUCGCCCCAGGGUGUCAACAUUGUCAUCUGCGGCCACGAAAAUGGCGUUUCGAUUGUCUGGCGUGGCGGCCGGCGUCUCAAGGAUGUGCGGAAGCCUGACCCAAAGCCGGCUGCGGCAACCAACGCCGACUCAGUGAUGAUUAUCGACUCCGACGACGACGACGAAGACGCCGCGAAAGCCUCGUCCGCGACGUCUGUGGCGAACUUUGUCGACAAGCCCGUGUUUGAGGACGCGCCCGCCGACACAAACGCAGGCGGGUUUGCCGAGAUCGUGCAGACACUGGAUCUGGCCCUGAACCAGGCCGUCCUCAGCGUGGCUGUUCUGCCCAUUGCACCCUGUGCAGCCAACGAGGCCGAGCCCAGCAUUCUCCAGGAGAAGAUGGUGUUUGCCAUUACGUGCCGUGCGACAGCCGACGUGUUUGUCGUCACGCUGCCUCUGACACCACCCUCCAACGAGAGCAAGAACCGGCCGCAGCUGCGGACGAACCUGGUUGCCGGCAACUUGGGCCGCGGCGCGUUUGGCGACGUGCUCAUUCCUCUAGGCGGCCAGAACCGGCGUGGCGAGGGCGUGGCGAUCACUCUGGCCAAGCAAAAGACGGCACCGGCGCCUGCACCGUCGUCUGGCGCUGUGUCCCGUUCCGCAUCCGCAGCCACCACGCCGCCGGCGCGCGUGAUUGUGGCAGUCUAUGCACGUGAAGCAUCCGGUACGCUGCGGCUAUGGGAUGUCACGGUGGGCGCCAAGCGUGCGGCUUCAGAGCGGCCGAUCGAGCCUUUUCAGACCGAGUACCUGCCCAGCCCUCUCACGAGCGUGGCCUUUAACCCGACGCACCCGACGCAGCUUCUUGCUGUCGACCCGCAGCGCGCCGUGCGCAUCUACGACUUCACCAUCCCUGCGAUCCCGUCGGACGACAUGGCCGAGGGUGCCUACCCGCCGCAAGGCUCGUGGCUGCUGUCCCUGUACCCGCCCUUUGCCCGUGGCGGGCUCACGCACACCGCGCGCAAGCCAGUUGUGGCCGCUUCGUGGAUCGCACACGGCCAUGCCAUUCUCGCCCUGCUGGCCGAUGGCCAGUGGGGUGUCUGGGACAUUGACCGUGCAAGCUCCAGCAGCGGACGUGGGGGCGUGUUCGGCGCAGGGUCCGCGACAUCGGGCAUCCGCGGCGCUGCUCUGGCCAACUUUACCAUCUCCGGUCAGAUUGAGGGCACGACGCCGCUGCGGAAUCCUGCGACCAGCGCCCGGAAGUCGACCGAGGGCGACUUUGUGCCCAUGACACCGUACACCCGCCGCGAUGCCCUCGCCGCCUCGUUUGCUGGCGGUGUCGAGCGGCUUGUGGCCAUCCCCGGCGGCGUGGAGGUUGUGCAGCAGCGCUCGCUCCGUGGCACGGCUGCGGGAACGGAGACGGCUGUGCUGUGGCUGGGCGGCGCGGACUACACAGUGGCCGUCAUCCCAGAUGUAUCCCGGUUCUGGGACGCGCAGCUGCGGCGGUCGUCGGGCGGCGGCGUCAACCUCUUCAGCGGUGCUCGGCCGACCCGCAUGGCCCGCGUCCACGACCUCGGCGCCAGUCUGCAGGGCGAGCGGUGCUGUGGCGCCGUGGCUGUGUCAUGGCCUUCGCUGCCAACGCUGCCGACGCAGCGCAGAGCCUCUGGGGUCCACGGUGGCGAUGAAGACGAGCAUGACGAUGACGAAGACAACGAGGCAGCGACAAAUACAAAUGGUGGCCAGUCGAUUGAGGUGCUCGUCCAGGGUGAGACCCGCCUGGUCGCGACCCGCGAGAGCGGCGAAGACGCCUAUGCUGGUGGCUUGACAACACGUCUGCUGGCAGCGUCGGCCCGCCGGCGGAAUGUGGGCGACACCGUGACAAGCGCCAUUCUCGUCGAGCCGCGCACGCGCAAGCCCGGCACGGUCAAGUUUGAUCUGGACGCGAACCAGCUUCGGCAGCAGCAGAGUCUCCUGCGUGGCGGCAGCAACAGCCAGCGCGGCAAGCUGGGCCCUUCGGCCUCUGGUGCCGGCGCGACACCACGCCGUGCGCCGCUGACACGCUCGCUCUUUGAGUCACCUUCACGCUCUGGCCCAGCAGGCAACAACAACAACGGCGGCGGCGACGACGCUGCCGACGCUGCCGACGCUGCCGACGAUGCCGAUACUGCCCUGGCGCUGACGCCGCAGCGGACACAGCGGUCCUUGUUUGACGAGAACGAGGUCACGCUGACACAGAGCAUGAUGCGCCCGCCGCCGCGCAACGUCAAGCCCGACCUGACGUUUGCGGGCGGCCUCGAGGACGCGGCCAACGCGCUCGACGAUGAAGAGACGGUGCAGGACCGCAACGUCGAGGAAGAGAUGCUCGACAUUAUGGAGAUUGACCGGGCGCUCGAGUCGAUGGAAGGCCGCCGCGACGGUGGUGUUCGCAACGUCUUUUUCGAGGGCGCCUAG